CGCGCAGACAUGCUGGCGGGGCAGCGGGCUCUGCUGGGGCUGCUGGCGGCGGCUGCCCUGCUCCCCUGCGUUAGCAGCGCCCCGGCGGCCCGCGCGGACGAGGAAUUUCACUUUAAGUCAUGGAUGCUGCAGUACAACAGGAAGUACAGUCUGGAGGAGUAUUACCAAAGGCUGCAGAUCUUUGUUGCCAAUAAGAGACGAAUCGACAGACACAAUGCUGGGAAUCAUACAUUUGAAAUGGGUCUAAACCAAUUUUCAGACAUGACAUUCACAGAAUUUAGAAAAAAAUAUCUUUGGAGUGAACCUCAGAACUGCUCGGCCACAAAAGGGAAUUUCCUAGCCAGCUCUGGGCCGUGUCCUUCCACUGUCGACUGGAGGAAAAAAGGAAACUAUGUGACCCCCGUGAAGAACCAGGGCGCGUGUGGCAGCUGCUGGACCUUUUCCACCACUGGGUGUUUAGAGUCUGCAAUUGCCAUAGCAACAGGAAAGCUACUGUCACUGGCAGAGCAGCAGUUGGUUGACUGUGCUCAGGACUUCAAUAACCAUGGAUGCAGUGGGGGCCUGCCAAGCCAAGCUUUUGAGUACAUCCUGUAUAACAAAGGGCUCCAAGGAGAGGAUACGUAUCCUUACCGGGCUCAGAACGGCACCUGCAAAUUUCAGCCAGAAAAGGCUAUCGCUUUUGUCAAAGAUGUUGUCAAUAUCACCCUGUACGAUGAGCCGGGCAUGGUGGAAGCGGUGGGGAAGCAUAAUCCCGUUAGCUUCGCUUUUGAGGUGACUGAUGACUUCAUGAGAUACAGUAAAGGCAUUUACUCCAACCCUACAUGUGAUAAGACUCCAGACAAAGUGAACCAUGCAGUUCUGGCUGUGGGUUAUGGAGAAGAAAAUGGAACUCCCUAUUGGAUCGUUAAAAACUCUUGGGGCCCAUUGUGGGGCAUGGACGGCUACUUCUAUAUUGAACGCGGCAAGAAUAUGUGUGGUCUCGCUGCAUGUGCAUCGUAUCCAAUUCCUCAGGUCUAAGGCAGGGUCAAUGGCUGGGAAGAGUGGCCAAGGAAAGGAACCAGGCUAUUGUGUAGGAGUCUCCUAAACCCCAAAGUUCAGUAUGUUGGAAAAAUGAGAGAUGGCAAAGGCCCACUAAGGUCCUGAUCCUGCAAUGAGCUCCAUGCAGGCAGACUCCUGCAUUUGUGCAGUGCUCAUUGAAUGAGACAGACCUAAGUCACCUCCUCCAAAUACAUGUAUGUUUCUCUAUAGCAGCGGUUCUCAAACUAGGGUCCUUCCAGGGGGUCCGCGAGUCAUGUCCGGGGCCGCGGGUCCUGCUGAUCAACCCCUCCCCUUCCCUCCCAGUGCCUCUUGCAUGCUGCAGAACCGGCACACUCGGGGAGGGAGCAGAAAGAGGAGGGGCAGAGGUGGGGCAGGUGUGGGGCCUUGGGGGAAAGGGUGGAGUGGGGACUGAGGCUGAGUGGGGGUUGAGCACCUCCAGAAAAAUUAGAAGCCAACUUGGGGGUCCGUGAAAAAUUUUAAAUCAAAAUGAGGGUCAUUGUGUUUCUAAAGUUUGAGAACCGCUGCUCUGUAGUAAAUUCUCCAGCAUUGUGGCAUGUUCCAUGGACAGGGCUGAGAGCCAGAAACUCGUGUCUUCUAAUCCCAGCUCAGAUCGAUUUACCAUGUGCUCUAGGGAAAGUCUCUGAGCCUCGUUGCCUCAGUUUCCCCUUUUGUAAAAUGGGGGUAAUACUACCUAACCUACCUCUCGGGGUGUGGUGAUGGUUGAUUAGAUAAUGUUUGUAAAGCACUUGGAUGCUGAAACCACUGUGCAGUUGUUGUAUGAUUAUUAAGUAGCAUUUGUCAGCCCAGUUUGAAAUAACUCCAGCAAUGAGUCUUCCCCUUCCCUGGGGAGACUGUCCUGCAUGUCAGCAGAUCUCCCUUACGGGAAAUGUGUAUUCUUCUGACAAAUGAUCUGUUUUUUAAUAAGUGCUAAGAAAUGUGUAAGAAAGCUGUGUCUAUUUUCAUUAAAUCUAAGAUUUGAUUAUUUUUACUAAAAUAAAGAAUAUUUUAAUGAAUAUUAAAAAGAAUCAAUGAUUUUCUAUUCAGUUAAGGAAAAAGCAGAAACCUUAAUGUCAGGCAUUUCAAUAUAUUCUGUUUUAAGAGGAGUCGUCAUGUAUGCAGAAGGCAUUUCAGCUGUGUGUCAUUUCCUGUUGCAGUAACACCACCAAGACAUUACUGUGUGUUAUGGAAACGAAUAAAAACAACUUGUCAUUUUUGUGGUA
This is a messenger RNA of Gopherus flavomarginatus (Mexican gopher tortoise), 2258 nucleotides long. It is a transcript of the gene CTSH, whose product is annotated as cathepsin H. NCBI's taxonomy places the organism in Eukaryota, Metazoa, Chordata, Testudines, Testudinidae. The coding region runs from base 10 to 1017 and encodes 335 amino acids. The transcript is spliced from 12 exons. Gene Ontology annotation, cellular component: lysosome. The record is from RefSeq and is a predicted model, not a curated record. Gene Ontology annotation, molecular function: cysteine-type endopeptidase activity. Gene Ontology annotation, biological process: immune response.